AAAUAGACUUAGAUUUACGUUACAGCUUCAUUACUGUACAAUCAAUAUAACAUCGAGACUUAUUGUAAUUCGUGCAAUUUAAGUAUAUGGCAGUAGAAAAGCGAUUGGCAAUUAUAUAAUACGAAACAAACGACAACUUCACGUCAAAGCUGGUGUUAACGGCGCGUGUAGUUUUCCGCAGUGGUCUAUCCCCUGUUUUCAAUAUUUAACGUUGCAAAAUGUUACUACAUUAUUAUUUUUUUCCAUCGUAAAUGAUGUGGUGUAUGUGGUUUCUUUCUUAAAUUCCGUAUAAAUAAUAAUUUACAUCGAGCAGUGAACUGCGAUCUAACUUCAGCCUCACCUUAUCAAUCUCUAAGCGUAAGCGAUAAAGUGAGUUUUACCGAGUUGUACGUGCCAGCGUGAAGCGGAGUGGAAUUUGCGUGUGCGCGUGUUAGAUUCGGAAAAUGGGAAGCAACAGAAUUUCGGCGGUCGGUGCAUAAAAUCCGUGCGGCGUAAAAAACGUUGAUAAGGUAACACGAAGAUAAGUGUCGAGUUUACUGUGCUAUUGAUAACGUCUCGUGACGAAUCCAGCAGAAGAACUGUGGAACACGCACAACUGUCAUUCCGUAAUGGAUUUUAAAUAAAGUCGAUCAGUGCCAGUGCAUAUAAAGCACACAUACAUAUAUAUAUAUGUAUACCUAUGUAUACGUACACGUCUGAGGAAUCUCGUCGGCUAUAGGAUCUGCGGAAAAAAAUAUACCUGGACCCGUGGUCGAUUUUUAUCGGGACUGCUCAAGGUAGAGCCCCACUGUUCUCUCUUAUUUUUCCGGCUCCUUCCUCUGGCUGGAUUCACCCAUAGGAGGCGCUCCUAAUAAUCAGUACGAAGAAGAGCGUACGAGAAGAACGAUGUUGUAACUAACGGCCAAAAUGGAAGAGCAAAGUGUUCACAGCAGUAUCAGUGAUAUAAAUAGUGAAGAAGCAGUUAGAACUGAACCUGUGAUUAUACCAAGAAAGAAAAGGAUAUGUUUGAUUGGUGCAGCUGGGGAUGAUCCUGCACUUGGUGCCACUGCUCAGCAGUUUAGUGUACCUGUUCUGAAAUCUGCAACUGGUUUAGAAUACGUAGAAGACACGACGUACUGUACUUAUUUUAUAUUGAAAAGUUUCGAGGGACCUGAGUACGAUGCUCUUCACAAAAGUGCUCAUAGAAUAUUGGGACCGACCGCGCUCCUGCAGUUGGCAGAGAAAAAGGAGCCACUACCUAGUAUUAACAGACCAAUGUAUACACAAGCCAUGGUAGGGACGGUAGUAGUGUUUACUGGGUUUAGAAAAAAGGAUGAAUUGACCAAGUUAAUCAAUAUGAUUCACAACAUGGGUGGGAGUAUUAGAAAAGAAAUGGGCGCAAAAGUGACACAUCUUAUUGCUAAUUGUUGCGGUGGAGAUAAGUAUAGGUACGCUGUUACAUUUCGGGUCCCUAUUAUGUCGAUGGAGUGGGUAACAGCACUAUGGAAUGCCAAAGACAAUGUUUCCAGUUAUGGAAAUAAUGAGGAAUUGAUCACAAAUUAUAAGUUGAAACCAUUUUUCGGUGCAAGAGUCUGUUUUUUUGGUUUUCCUGAAGAAGAAAAGCGUCAUAUGUGUGAGGUUCUGCAACAACAAGGCGGAGAAUCUACGGACAUUGACGAUCCACAUUGUACUCAUGUGGUUGUUGACGAAUCAAACGUAAAUGCAUUACCAGAUUUAGCUUCUGUGAGAGCACAUAUUGUGAAAGCAGAAUGGUUCUGGACGUCUGUGCAAAACGAAGGUGCAGCUGAUGAGAAAGAAUAUCUGUUUGAAGAUUAUUUGGAGUCCGUUUUAUCACCAAAUGUAUCAGCUAGACGUGACAGUCAACAAGCUGCUACUCCAAGUACAGCGUCUACAAGACGAAAACGUAAACGCUUAGCAGAAACCAUAUCUAGUCUGGUUCAAAACGGUGCUGAUUCCCCGGCAUUACACAAGAGGCGAUCCAGCAUCAGCGAUGCAGGGCACCUCAGCGUCAGUGGAAGUUUCCUUGAUUGUACAACAAGCCCAGAUAAGCCAUUACUCGAUGAUAUUCCAGAAGUGGAAGCUGUUACUACAGAUAGCUCUAGGAAAAAUUUGUCACCGCGUCACCAAGUUUUUUUAGAAUUAGUACAAACGGAAUCGAAUUAUGUCGGUAUUCUCAGUACAAUUAUGACGUUGUUUAAGUCUCCGUUAGAAGAACUCAUAGAUACGAGCGGCGAGUUAUUAAAUUGUACGGAAGCUAAAAUUAUAUUUGGUAACUUCCCGCCGAUUUAUGAAGUGCAUAAAAAAAUGUUGGAAGAAUUAAAAUACAGUGCUACUCACUGGAUGGAGGACAUUAGCAUAGGUAAUAUAUUUCUGAAGUACGCACCUAAUCUACUCAAGGCGUAUCCACCGUAUGUCAACUUCUUCGAAAAUACUAAGGAGAUGCUCGACCAAUGUGAUCAAAAUAAACCACGAUUUCACGCUUUUCUGAAGGUUUGCCAGACGAAACCUGAAUGUGGUAGACAAAGCUUAAAGGAGCUAUUAAUUAAACCAGUACAAAGGUUACCCAGUAUUAGUUUGUUAUUAAAUGAUAUUCUUAAACACACAAACAAGAAUAAUCCAGAUCACAGUGCAUUGGAAUUGUCCAUUAGCAGUAUUAAAGAAGUUAUGACAUACAUAAACGAAGAUAAAAGGAAAACGGAAGGCCAAUUAGUUAUGUUCGACAUUUUCAACGAAAUUGACAAUUGCCCACCGCAUUUAGUUUCUUCACAUAGAUCAUUUAUCGGCAAAUGCGAUGUGAUGGAACUUGGCGAAGGUUUGAGUGGACGCGGUGAUCAUUUAGUUCUGUUUUUAUUUACUGAUACUCUUGAGAUAUGUAAGAAGAGGUCGAAGGCUUUUAACUCAUUGAAAAGCCCUAACACAGCAAAUGGAUUGCACACGAAUAAGUUAAGCCAGGGGAAACCGUAUAAACAUAUCAAAAUGUUAUCAUUAAGUACAAUAAAGAAGGUUGUGGAUAUUCGAGAAACUGAUGAAUGUCAUAAAGUGUUUGCUUUAAUGGUGAGGAGUAAUCAAGAGUUAAAAGAGAAAUUAUAUUCGUUUACGAUCACGGAUGAGGAAGUAAAUAAAACAAACUAUUUACGGACUUUGUGCAGACAAAUGGCCAAUACAGUGUGCAAAGCUGACGCAGAUACGUUCCUGAUAAGUCUUGACUCGCAUCAACUUGAGAUUGACACGAGCGAUGUAGCAUUAGGGACAUUAAGUAAAGCAUUUAAGAGCCUAUUUCAUAAUUUUUACCUGGAGUAUAUGGACCCGUAUGUGUUCCUACUCAAUAGCAUGUGUGAAACCACGUUACAUGUCCCACUACCGUUCGCCUCUAGAACAAGGAUGAAAGUCGGCAGGGCGUUCAGUUUUAAUAAAACUCCAAGUAAAUUGAAGAGAGCGAUGUCGACAAUGAUGUCGCCGUUUGGUUCAACCAACAGUCUUACCCCAGCAAGUCAACAGCUUGCACAAAUGCGGCUCGCUAGUUGCAACAAUAUUAACGAGCUGGGUAAUGGUGGUUCCGGCUCACCAUCUAGAGAUGAUGUUCUAGUAGCACCUAUGUCGGUUCAGCCGACAAGAAAGGCCAAAUGCAGUUCCCUCAGUAUGGCUUCGUUGAGAAGAAAUUGUUCAGAGGAGGUGAUGCAGGACAAAUCCGACCUUUGAAAUACAGGGCACGAACUAAACACUGUUUUUCUUUGACAUCGGUGAAAGAUCCAUGUAAAACAUAUUUAUAAACAUUGAUGCGAUCUUCGCAGUAUAAUCGAAAUAUCUUGACUUGUGUGCCAAUUGACUCAUACGAAAUUUCUCAAAGGAACGUACAUUGCCAGUUAUUUUUUAAGCAGCUUUAAAAACAUAUGUUAACUAUAUACUGUAUUUUAAUACCCAGUCAGUCGUCAAUUAUUGUGUACAACAUCUAAAUAACUCAAGAUUUUGUCUCAAAGAGGCAGAUCAAGUUGGAUAUAAAAUAAGGUAACGGACAUUUACAUUUCCAGUGAUAUAAUUGAGAAGUUCGUGGCAAAAACAAUACUCUUAAAAGAAAAUUACGAAAUUUGUACUCUUUAAUAUAAAUCAAUAAUAGUUGGCAAAUUAGCACCAUUUUAGUAAUGUAAUGAACACUUAAAAAAUGAUUUGAGUCUAUUUAAGAAUAUCUUUUCCGAGGAAAUAUAAAUGAUAGAGAAUUUGUUUGCUACGAAUUGCUCAAUCGAACAAAAGUUUGUACAUGUAUAAAUUUUAUAAGAAAUGAGAAUAUGAAUGUUAAUUUUUGUGCCAUUCAAUUUUGUUCUGCGAAACAUAUAGAACAACAUUGUAGUGCCUGUGGAAAAAUUAUGGAACGUGAAUUUAUUAUUUUAAAAUUAACUGCACAUUUCUUAUUCAAGCUUUAAAUCAACUUUCAUGCUUUCAAUCAUAGCCGUAACCCAUAUGAAUUUUUAUAAUAAAUUAUGAAUCUAUGAUCUGAGAAUGUUGUAUGGUAAUACAUCAUCGGAAACCGAAAUUCGAUUUGAAAGAAUUGUAGUUCUUAUUUUUUCAUUCAAAAAGCAUAAUGAGAUGAAGGUACAAAAGGAAAGGAAGAAUGUGCCGACAUCGAUGUACUCUCUUUAAAAGCAAAACUAUUAUAUCCACAAAAAGCCACGAUUUUGUUAGCAUUAUUUUAAUUAUACACUUACUAUAAUUGCUGACAUUAUAGAGACUUAGAUUACAGAGAUUUAUAAUUUGAAAUGAAAUUUCAAUGACGAAGUUAAUAAGCUAAUAAAAUUUAUUUUUUUAUGACAUACCUAGUGAAACGAGACCAAAAUUGCCCAAUUUUGUGAACAAUUUUAUUGAAACAAAAUAAUCAUAACAAUGCGAGGAAUCAAAUAAAAAUAUCUUUACACAGAAACUAUUGGCAAAUAAAUAUAAUUAUAUAGAUAUAAGACGAUGAACUAUUAAGAAUAUAGUUCUAUGAUACGUUCAUGUAUUAAAAAAAAUGAACAAAAAUUUAGGAUUAAUUCUUUGUCCUUGUGGAUGUAACAAUGUAUUGUACUGUACUCCUUGUAAUUUUUCUUCUCACAGUCAAUUAUGCCUUUUACUUCAUAAUGAAAAUCCAAAUAAUCAAUAAUAGUAGAAAUAAAUGGGUCAAUUAAAUUUUCCAAUAAAAAGCGAAAAGUUGCAAGGAAAGCAAAACAAAAAGUUUGUUAGUUCUUUACAAGGACUUCCUCAACAAAGUUCUUGCCUCGUUAGCUUUUGCGUAUAAUUGCCUCUUCGAAAACGUGCCUUUGCGUCAAAAUGACCAUUAAAGACGAACACCUCAACGUUCGAAAUAAGCCGAAAAAGCCAUUACAGAUAUUUUUGUUACUGUUUAGCACUCGAAGUGCAUUCAUGUGAAAAAUCACAGAAGCUCUGGUAGCAUCUCGUGCAACAAUUUUUAAUUUAUGAUAGGUUUUUUAGAAGUUCCGUUUCAUCCACUGUAUUAACAUUUGACUUUCUUUAAAUAUUUUGUGUAUUCUCGAUGAGUAUGAAUAUACGUAGAGCAUGGUAUAUGGACAAAUAAAUAAAUAAAUAAAAUAUUACAGAUCAUUCAAAUAUAAUAAUGUUAUAUGUGUUACAGAUCUACAACAAUAGUUCUCGAAAAUUGAUACAAAAUGCGAUUGAAUUUUUCGUUAGUUAUAAUAGUGAGGGUUUCGUCUAUUUAAAAUAGUUUAACGAUUAAAUCAACAAUUGUACGUUUUUCAUAGUUGUCUAUAAACCAUGCUGAACAUGUUCUGAUGUAUAAAAUACCGCACGCUUGAUAAUAGCUUAAUAUCUAUUUUAUAGGGGUAUAUGUGGACUCGAAUUUUAUGAGCCUUCUGUGUUUUAUCGUUUCAAAACGAGGGUAAUUCCGCUCAUUUUGAAGCAUUGUAAAUAUUACCGAUAAGUAGGUCGUAAAUGUAGUAUAGCGCAGAUAAUAUUUUUUACUAUACGUGUAAGAAUAUUGUAAUACUUUUAAUGUUACGUACAUAGUCAUUACUAUUUAUAUGAUACUGUAACUGAUUGUAUAAAUUUACUCUUUAUUAUGUAAACUAAAAA
This is a messenger RNA of Ceratina calcarata, 6078 nucleotides long. RefSeq names its product epithelial cell transforming 2 pebble (gene pbl). Gene Ontology annotation, biological process: activation of GTPase activity; regulation of cytokinesis, actomyosin contractile ring assembly; mitotic cytokinesis. Gene Ontology annotation, molecular function: guanyl-nucleotide exchange factor activity; GTPase activator activity. The record is from RefSeq and is a predicted model, not a curated record. Bases 907 to 3699 code for a protein of 930 amino acids. Gene Ontology annotation, cellular component: cell cortex; nucleus. The transcript is spliced from 16 exons. Lineage: Eukaryota; Metazoa; Arthropoda; Insecta; Hymenoptera; Apidae.